AUUACAUAAUGACUUUCGAUGCUGAAUUAUUGAAGGGGUGCCAUAUACAUUAGGCAGUCAUCUUAGAUUUUAUCAUGUGUUGAACUUGAAUCAUGAGUUUUUCUUUCUAAAAUUUUGACUUUUGAUAAUCCAAUUUUGUGUCUGUUUUGUUUUUAUGCCGUUUCAAGAUGGAUAUGGCUUCUUCGUUAAAUUUUGAAUUUUAAAUUAUUUUAAUUGCUAUUCACAUUGGUUUUUGAGUGUGUAAACUUAAUUAUGAGCUUGUUUAAAUUUUUGAUAAUCCUGCUUUCGUAUUCUGGGUUAAGAUAUCAUAUCAAGAACAUGUAAUACAUUUUCUCUAACUAACACAUUAAUAAUUUCUAGCGGCUUAUAGUGCCUGCAGAAGGAUAGUUUCUGAUAAAGUAAGAAGAUGCAUGCCAAGGCUUCUAAUCUUGGGAAUACCUGCAGACAAAUGCAAGGAAAUUCUUUGCCAUUUUUCUGUGACCUUCCUCAGCAAAGUGGUUUUGAUUUAAGCCAUCAAUGUAUAAGAAAUCAAGUAGGAGUCUCCACAGACUGGCGUAAGCAACCUGGAGUCAUCCACUUCCGUUAUUUGAUUAGAAAUAAAAUUUUUGCAAUUUUCAGUUCCGGAAUCCAUUAUGAGCAAGAGCAGCAAGCAUAUGAUAUUGCAAAUAUUCUGGAAAACUGGCUAUUUAUUGAUGCUGCUUCAAAGGAGGAGUAUAUGAACCUGGAGACAUUGAUAAAGCGAUUGGAAACUCCACUCAAUAAGUUGCAUGCAACUAAAUACAGUCAACAAGCAGAUAGCUCUAUUACUAACACAUCUAACGCAAUGCCCUCUUCUGUGUUAUUGCAUGCAUGGUCUAACGGAACUCUACUGGAACCUGCUUCUCGUCAAGUGGCUGGUCCUAUCACUGGGGCCACUGAUUUUGCAGUGGCUGUAGAUAAUAAAUCUGGCUUACCAAAAGGAGGGCUAUCUCAUCAACCGGUUUUUUCACCUCAUGCCUGUUCAUCAAUCCCUGCAUGCACUGAUAAGGAAAUGCUUUCUAACUUCUCUGUAUCUGGUGGGGGAAGGAAUCUGGAAGCUAGCUCCAAGUCAAUUAGUUCCUAUUUUCCUCAGCAACAGGCAGACAAUGUGGAGAUGCAGAUGAUAAAAUAUAGAGAUUGUUCAGGGACUAUGCAAAAAGAUGACUCAAUGGCUUUUCUUAAUAUGAUGGGAAAUUUUGAAUCCUCAAAGUUGCUGACCCCUCAACAUGCCUCAAGGGAAGUUUCAGAAGUUUCCAAUCUUCUUCCUGGAUUGAGCAGCCUUGGGGAUACAAGGCAAUACCAACACCAGAAGCUUGAUAUUCAACAGAGUCUCAAUCAUUCUAUACAGCCAUAUGAGCUUCGUGGUAACAUUUAUAUGACCCAUCCUAGUUCAUGCUUUGUCAAUCAAGGUGAACAUUCCUGUCAAAUGUUGGGACAGAAAUCUUUGAAACAGCCUCAGUGUUUUAAAAUACUUCUUAAUGGGAAUGAACAGUUCACUUCAGAAAGUUCAGCAUAUCUUUAUGGUUUAGAUGGAUCUGCUAAUAUGAAUUCUUAUAGUAGUUCCCAAGUCCCAGUUACACAGAGGAUCCUGCUUGCAUAUUUUCACAAGAAUCUAAACAGUGUUUCACAGGCUAAUGUUUUGAAAUAUUUGCAUUCAGCAGUUUGUUGCAAAGGGACAUGCGCUUGUGAACAGUAUAGCAAGCUGUUAUUACAUUUUGAUGGUUGUCGACGUGAUGAUUGUCAUAUAUGUUACUCCUGGAAAUUGGGCGGUACUGAUAUUCUGGAGCGUCAAUCUGAAUUUCCAAACAGUGUAACCAUAGGUUCUGUUGCGAGAGAAAAUGAUGCCCCUUCUGUUGGUUCUAAAGCCAUGCUACCAACUACCAAAAGACAAAAAAUGGAGUAUGCUUUUGAUGUCUCUUUAAUUAAUAAUGCACUUUCUGAUCAAUUGACUCCGAAGAUGGUUCAACCUCAUUCUUUUGAAGUACUUUCAGAAUUUCAGCAGCACCAGGAAUCUUCUCUCUCUUCUAUCUAUUCUGAAGUUACAGAGUGUAAUGUGGAACAAUUUACAAAUCCAAUGCUUGAUUCUAUAAGCAACAUUGACACAAAGAACAGUGUGAUUGAUGAUACAGUUGGGCAGACUUUUAAGAUGGAAACAGUUAUCUCUAAAGGCUUAGAAGCUGAUCAUAUAUCAGAGGAACUAGACCUCAAAAGCCAUGAUGCAAAAGCCAACAACAACUUAGAAGAAAAUGUUGGAUCCAAUUCCAAUAUGCAUACUCUCUGCAAAGAACUGCUUGCAGAUGUAGAGGACAGUGUGAUUGAUGAUACAGUUGGGCAGACUUUUAAGAUAGAAACAGUUAUCUCUAAAGGCUUAGAAGCUGAUCAUAUAUCAGAGGAACUAGACCUCAAAAUUCAUGAUGCAAAAGACAACAACAACUUAGAAGAAAAUGUUGUUGGAUCCAAUUCCAAUAUGCAUACUCUCUGCAAAGAACUGCCUGCAGAUAUAGAGGACAGUGUGAUUGAUGAUACAGUUGGGCAGACUUUUAAGAUGGAAAUAGUUAUCUCUAAAGGCUUAGGAGCUGAUCAUAUAUCAGAGGAACUAGACCUCAAAAGCCAUGAUGCAAAAGCCAACAGCAACUUAAAAGAAAAUGUUGUUGGAUCCAAUUCCAAUAUGCAUACUCUCUGCAAAGAACCGCCUGCAAAUAUAGAGGACAAUGUGAUUGAUGAUACAGUUGGGCAGACUUUUAAGAUGGAAACAGUUAUCUCUAAAGGCUUAGAAGCUGAUCAUAUAUCAGAGGAAUUAGACCUCAAAAGCCAUGAUGUGAAAGCCAACAACAACUUACAAGAAACUUUUGUUGGAUCCAAUUCCAAUAUGCAUUCUCUCUGCAAAGAACUUUGGCCUGCAGAUAUAGAGGACAUACAAGGUAGAACCAGGUUCGACAAGGCUGGGGUAAAUGCUACAAAGAAAAUCAUUGACCCAAAAGCUGAUCAAGAGAAGGAAACAAGGUCCUCGAAUCCAACGGUUGAUACUGUUUCCUUAACAGAUUUUUUCACAAGUAAUCAAUUAAUGGAUCACAUUAUGAGUCUAAGAAGGCAGUUUGUUCAGAGUCGAACAGAUGAAGAAUCAGAAAAUGCUGCUUACAUAUGCCAAUUAUGUGAAAUGGGACAGCUUUAUUUUGCCCUAAUGCCAAUUUAUUGCUUAUGUUGUAACACCCGCAUCAAGCAAAAUGCAAACUAUUACUGUAGCAGAGCAGAAGAAUCUGAUACACAACAUUGCUUUUGCACUGUGUGCUAUAGAAAUUCUCGAGGAGGGCACAUCACAUUCAAUGGGACAUCUGUUUCCAAGUCACUUCUUGAUAAAAAGACAAAUAGUGAACCAUCAGAUGAACCGUGGGUUCAAUGUAAUACAUGCAAAAGCUGGCAGCAUCAGAUAUGUGCCCUCUAUAAUGUUGAAAGAGAUUUUGACCAAAGUGCUGAGUAUAUAUGCCCUAUUUGUCGCUUAAAGGAAAUUGAAAAUGGAAUGCAUGUGCCCUUACCCAAAACUGCUGCAUUUGGUGCUAAAGACUUGCCAAGCACCAUGCUUAGUGACCAUAUAGAAAGAAGACUUUUUAAGCGUCUCAUGCAAGAGAGAGAAGAUUGGGCAAAAGUUGAAGGGAAUAAGAAUCUUGAUGAGGUUUUGGUUGCAGAACAUCUUUCUGUUAGGGUAGUGCUAUGUGUCGACAAACAAUUGAAAGUGAAGAAAGAAUUUCUGGACAUCUUUUCGGAGGAGGAUUACCCUGCUGAGUUUUCUUAUACAUCAAAAGUUAUUCUUCUGUUUCAGCAGAUUGAAGGAGUAGAUGUAUGCCUUUUUGGAAUGUAUGUCCAGGAGUUUGGCUCAGGAUGUGGCUACCCAAAUCGGGGAAGCGUAUAUAUUUCAUAUCUUGAUUCUGUGAAGUAUUUUAGGCCUAAAAGAGAGACUACGACUGGAGAAGCCCUUCGUACCUUCGUUUACCAUGAGAUAUUGAUUGGAUACCUUUAUUUUUGCAAGAAACGAGGUUUCACAACUUGCUACCUAUGGGCUUGUCCACCUUUAAAGGGGGAAGAUUAUAUACUAUAUUGUCAUCCUGACACUCAAAAAACUCCAAAGAAGGAUAAACUACGGAACUGGUAUCAUUCAAUGCUAAGAAAGGCUGCUGAAGAAAAUAUUGUUGUUGGUUUAACUGACAUGUAUGAUCAUUUCUUUGUUCCUACUGGAGAUUGUGACUCCAAAGUAUCAGCUGCUUGUUUGCCUUACUUUGAUGGAGACUACUGGUCUGGUGCUGCUAUGGAUAUAGCCAGGAAAAUUGAACACGAAAGUAGGGGAGAGUAUGAAAAGAUGUUGAAGAAACUAGCAUCGAAAAGAACUUUAAAGGCCAUGGGACACGUAAAUCCUUCAAAAGCAACUGCCAAAAACAUUCUAGUAAUGCAAAAACUGGGCCAAACCAUUUUGCCUGUCAAGGAAGAUUUCAUCGUGAUUCACUUACACUAUGUAUGCAUACACUGCCAUGAAGUGAUAGGGUCAGGGAAGCGAUGGUUUUGCACUGAGUGCAAGAAAUUUCAGGAGUGUGAAAGAUGCCAUACUGCUGACUCACACAUUUCUAUUGGUGGCGAGAAGCAUACACUUUGCCAGGUCCUCAUGAAUGAUAGCUUUUUUGAUACUAAGGAGAAUGAUAUCAUCCUUGAUAAUGGGUUAUUUGAGGAUAGGCAGAACUUUUUGAGCUUUUGCCAAAAGAAACUGUUUCAGUUUGACACACUCCGCCGAGCCAAGUAUUCUUCAAUGAUGAUACUCUAUCAUCUAAAGAAUCCUACUCUGCUGACUGUUGGAACAAUAUGUAGCAUCUGUUUUAAACGCAAUGUAUUGCAUUGGAACUGGAAAUGUGAGAUUUGCCCAGAGUUCACUGUCUGCUUUUCAUGCUAUAAGGAGAGAGGUGCUAUUUGCCAUGUACACAAGUUGAGUCGAAGUUAUUCAAGAGCACAAUGUCCCUCAGGGAACAAAGGGUCAAAGCAGAAGUUGAUACAGGAACUACAGGAAGUUAUGCUGCACGCAUCGCAAUGUCACUCAACCAGAACUCAACCAUGCUCUUACCCUCACUGUCUUAAAAUUAAAAAGCUGUUCUCUCAUGCAAGUAGGUGCGCUAUUCGCGUUUCUGGGGGCUGCCAAUAUUGUAUGAAGGCAUGGCUGGGAAUAACUGCACACUCUAGGAAUUGUAGAGAUUCAGAAUGUCGCAUCCCCCGCUGCAAGGAUCUGAAGAAGCAUGCAGAACAGAUUGCAAUGCAAUCUAAAUCGCAGUGUAGAGCUGCAGUUGUGGAAAGCAACAAAGCACCCACCGCUCAUUGAUAAUUUGGUCCAUGUAUAUAUUGAUUGAAUAGGAUUCCAACAGCAAUAAGCCAGUUUACAGUCAGUUGUAAUUCGUAAAGUUAUAAGCUUCAAGGAAGUGUACAGAAUUUUUUUAGAAGUUUCUAUAAAAGUAAAGGUUUAGUUACAAAUUUACUUUAAUCAAUGUAAUAAGCCAGUGCAGUCAGUUGUAAUUUGUAUAGUUAUAGGCUUCAAGGAAGUGUACGGAAUUUUAUUUUUUUUUAAAAGAUUCUAUAGAGUAGGUUUAGUUACAAAUUUACUUUAAUUUUGAUCUCUCUAAUUUAAAUAGCUCACAUU
Abrus precatorius (Indian licorice) is the source of this 5686-nucleotide messenger RNA. RefSeq lists its product as uncharacterized. Gene Ontology annotation, molecular function: transcription coactivator activity; histone acetyltransferase activity; zinc ion binding. Gene Ontology annotation, cellular component: transcription regulator complex; histone acetyltransferase complex. Bases 407 to 5371 code for a protein of 1654 amino acids. The transcript is spliced from 15 exons. NCBI's taxonomy places the organism in Eukaryota, Viridiplantae, Streptophyta, Magnoliopsida, Fabales, Fabaceae. Gene Ontology annotation, biological process: positive regulation of transcription by RNA polymerase II. The record is from RefSeq and is a predicted model, not a curated record.